This is a messenger RNA of Panonychus citri (citrus red mite), 4512 nucleotides long. RefSeq names its product synaptic vesicular amine transporter-like. The transcript has 12 exons. The record is from RefSeq and is a predicted model, not a curated record. Bases 1009 to 3147 code for a protein of 712 amino acids. Gene Ontology annotation, cellular component: synaptic vesicle membrane; terminal bouton. Lineage: Eukaryota; Metazoa; Arthropoda; Arachnida; Trombidiformes; Tetranychidae. Gene Ontology annotation, molecular function: serotonin:sodium:chloride symporter activity. Gene Ontology annotation, biological process: transmembrane transport; aminergic neurotransmitter loading into synaptic vesicle.
UUAUCACGAGAAUGAAGAAUAAGUUUCAUUCCUAAUCCAUUGGAUUAACUGUUUUCCUUUUAGGCAUGAGACUAAGUUCAUUAAUUAUGAUUAAGUAAUCACCAUGUUAUUUAAUUUCUAAUGAAGGUGAUUUUAUUCAAAUGAUUAAGAGAUUAUCUUAAUAGACAAAGAAAGAAAGUAAUAGAGAGAGAGAGAAAAAAAAACUUCACGGAAAAGAUUAACUAACAAGAGAGUAAAAAAAAAUAUUAUCAAGUUAAUUUCCACUCCACCCUGAUAGAAUCCACCACAAUCAUCAUCUCUCCAUCUACUGACAAUAUAUUACUCAGGAAUCGGAGAUAAUAUUGAAAUACUUGAAUUCGAGGAUAAAAAAGAGAAUCAAGAACCUUGAACUGAAUAAUUAGUUUUUGAAACUCGAAAUCAUGAAUAAUCAUCCUGAUUAAUCUUGAAAUUUUCUUCUGUUAUAAAUUGACUUGAUUUAUUUUCAUUUUCUAGGUUAAUACAAUGUAAACAAUUAAAUCUAAAUGUUAAUAUAAUCUAGAAGAUAUUGAUGAUCACUAUGGUUGGAACUUUAUUUACAUAUAAUGUUGAUGCUUCUGUUUCAUUGAGAUAAAGUUUCUAGUAUGUAAAUAAUUGUGUAGGUGGUUGAAAAUUACCGAAAAGUUAAGUCUAUUAACCAACUAGAUACAAAAUGAUUAACUUACAAAAGACCAACAAUCAAGGUUUACCUUUUAAAUUGUGAACCUUUGCAAGUGAAAAUUUUCAUAUGAUUAGUAUUGAGGAACAAAAAACAAUAGUUAACAUUGAAUAUUUCAUGGUUGGAAAAAGUAUCUCAGUUAAUUGUUACUCUUAAUUUUGAUUGUGAAUAUUGUUGCCUCCAUCCAGUUAAUCAAAAUCAAUCAAAGUUUUCUUGUCUUCAAUUGAUUUAAUUACUAUCAUCAUGAGAAACUUAUAAUAAUCCAUUUCUGAUUCUCAGUGUUUGUUAAUUUGAUUCACUUUAAGUUAAUUGUGAUGGCGAUUUUAUCUAAUCAUCGACAAAUUUGGACUGAUUUAAAUUACAUUGUAUCAAAUGUUAUCAACAAUUUAAUGGAAACUAAAUUAAGUGUAGUAAUCCUAAUUUACUGUAGUUUCCUUGUUGAUAAUAUUUUAUUAACUAUGGUUGUUCCAAUCAUACCUGAUUACCUUGAACGGAUAAACAUGAAAUCUGAAGUGACACAAUUGAACAAUAAUGAUAAACACUUUGAGACUCAAUUAGGCCAAAUUUCAACUUCCUCUUCAGUACAAUCAUCAUCAUCUUCAUCACCAACAACAACACCACCAUCAGAAUCGACUGUUGUGUCUCUAUCAUCUUUAUUUGUAUCGACAUCAUCAUAUGUGAAUGAUAAUAUAUUCACUCAGUGGAAUCAAUCAAAUGAAUCCCUAUGGAGAUUCGGUGAGAAGAUUAGUUAUCGAAGGUUGUUCGAAGGAGAAAAAGUUGUUAACCAAGAGAGAGAAAAGGAAGAAGAAGAUGAUGAUGAUGGUGAUGAUAGAGAAGAAGGUGAAGGAGCAGAAGAGGAAGAUGAGGAUGAUAAUUUAGAAAAUCAGGAAAUAGGAAAUGAAAAUGUCGUCAAAUCGAAGCGAUCAUCAAAGAAAUCAAAUAAUUCUGGUAAUAUCUUAAUGGAAGGUGAUUCUGAUUGGAGAUACAAUCAUCAUGGGAAUGAGCCAAUUGAUUGGAAGUCGUUACCUAUUAGGGGAUCAAAGAUUAUCAAGAUAAUAUUGGAAGACAAGGUUAUCUUGAGUAAAAGAAAAUAUCAAAACCAUGGAAAAGAUUCAAAAAGAAUUGAUUAUGAUAGAAGUUAUCAUAAAGAAGAAAAAGAAGAAGAUAAUGAUGAUAAUUCUAAUCAUCAUCAUCAUCUUGAUCCACAUCCUCAUCUUCAAUCCUCUAAUUCACAUUCAAAGCAGCAUCUUCAUCAUCAUUAUCAUUUCCAUAAUCAUUUUCGUCAUUCAAGUAACCAGGGAGUUCCUCUUGAUGAGGAUAAAAUUGAUGAUUAUCAUGAAGAAAGGUUAGUUGGAACACUUUUUGCAUCUAAAGCCAUUUUCCAACUGAUUUUCAAUCCAAUUUCCAGGAAACUUAUCCAAAGUUAUGGACACAAUUUAACCCAAAUUAUGGCAUCAAUGGUCUUACUUAUUUCUGCUCUUCUUUAUGCUUUUUCAAUCGGUUUCAAGACAAUGUUUCUUGCUCGAUGCAUUCAUGGCAUUGGAUCAUCAAUCAUAUCAAUCUCAGGUAUGGCAAAGAUUGCGAAUCUAUUUCAAGAUGAGAAAUCUCGGUGUCAAGUUAUGGGUUUAUCUCUUGGUGGAAUCGCUCUCGGUGUUUUGAUUGGUUAUCCUUUCGGUGGUUUUGCUUAUGAUUUUUUGGGUAAACAAUUACCAUUCCUGUUAAUUGCUUUCCUUUUUUUCUUAAUCAUUGGUUGCCAGAUUACCUUUUUACCAAUGGAUAAAGAGAUUGAUUUACAAAUGGAAAAUAGUUGUUUCCAAUUAACCCAAAUGGUUAAAGAUUUUGAUGUAAUGAUUGCAAUUGGUUCGAUUUUUUUUACAACAUCGAUCACCGCAGUUCUAGAACCCGUUUUACCAAUUUAUCUCAUUGAUUCUCUUAAUGCUCCCGAAUGGCAAUUAGGGAUUGUUUUCCUUCCUGAUAGUUUUGGUUACAUUAUCGGAACUCAUAUCCUUGGAUUUGAUAGAUUUUCAAUUGAUAAAUGGAAAAUUACAAUUACUAGUUUAUUUUUAUCUGGAUUCUCAACAAUUUUGAUCCCAUUGACUACUCAUUUUUAUCAACUGAUUUUACCUCAAUUUUUAUCAGGAUUGUCCAUUGGUAUCACCGAUGCAGCAAUGUCCACUAUCCUUGCAUCAAUUGUUGAUGACCGAUAUUCAGCCAAUUACUCAAUGAUUUACACCUUUUCACAAACUGCCGUUUGUUUGGCUUAUAUUGUUGGUCCAAUUGCAUCGAGUAUAAUUUUAACCUCAAUCGGUACAACGGGGACUGUCCAUGUGCUCGGAAUCAUUGUUAUCUUAUACGGAAUCAUAUGUGUUUCUUAUCGAGUCUACCUGAUGGAUGGUCACUAUUGGUCAGAUGUUAUUACGACACUUGCUCAUCAUCCAUAUGAAACUCUUUGACCAUUAGAGCAACUGACCAAUAAAAAUGAUCAUGGAUGCAAAUCAACAUGAUUCUCAGAAUGAUUAAUUCCUCAUUCUCGAAUUAAAUGUUCAUCUCUUUUUCCCUCAUCAAUUCAAGUGUAACAAUCAAAUGUAAUGAUUAAAUCUCUCUCUCUCUCUUUCUCAACAAUUAGAUUUAAUUUAUAAUAGAUAUUUGCUUCCUUGUCCCUUUGUAUUAUAACAAUUACAUGUAUCGUUUGUUAAUAUAAUACAAUUAUAACCAUGAUGAUGAUGACGAUUACAAAGUAAAUUGUAAAGCGACAAACAACUGAAUCAACUUAAUCAUCCAACAAUGUUGACAAUUGAUUGUGAUGGAAUUGAAGAGUAAGAAAAAAAAUCAAGUUAAGAGUUAAAUUGUAACUUGAUCUGCAAUUUACAAAUAUCAUGAUAAGAAUCAUGGUGAUGAGGAAGAGAAAAUAAAAAAAAAGUUUCAUCUUCAAUUCUGUUAGUUAAUUUGGAGGCUUUGGAGUUAUCAUCAAUUAAACUAACUUUGCUACUCUAUUUUACCAAGAAAUUAGAUUGGCUCAUUAAUUGACUUUCAAUCAAAUAGAGAGCGAGAGAGAGAGGGAGAUAUAUAUAUAAAAAAAAGUAAAGAUUCUGAAUGAGCUACAUGAUAAAAGAGAACCAAGAAUCAGUAAGAAAAUGAAGAAAAGAAAAAUAAAAAAACUUUUUUCUUUUCCAUUCAUUUGCCUAAUUUACUCGAAAUCACGAUUAGUUUGCUUACAUCUCUUAUCUUCCAUGAUGAUGAUUCUCUUAUUUUCUUCCCUCAUCUUAUCAUAAUCACCUUCCCACUCCCACCGAGUUUCAUUUAAUGGAUUCUAACAUCUCCUUCAUCUUUAUCAUCCUUAUUAUCUUUCAUUCAACGAGAAGAUGAUGAAUCCUUUUUUUCUUCAUCUUUUCUCAAUCCUCAUGAGUUCCACUCUUAAAGUAUUUUCAUCAUCAUCAUCAACAUGACUGAUUCUUGAUUCCAAGAUGAUAAAACCUAUUCAAAUGAUGAUAAUGAUCAAAAGUACAAACUAAUUCUCAACUAAUCAAGUUAAAGUACUGAUCAAGAUCAUACCAAUUAAAGCAAAUGAUUACAAAAUAUUAAUAUUGAAUAAAAGUAAUUAAAUAAAAUCAUCAUCAUCGUGUUAAUUUAAAAAUUGGUAACAAAAUUCAUGGUAAUGAUUUUUAUUAUUCAGGGAGACUUGAUAACAGUUCGAGUAGGAAUUUUUUUUUGUUCUGGAUGAGGCAAAAAAAGCUCAUGAAUAAUAUUAGAAGUUAAAAUUCAUUCUGUUUUUUUCACUCUGAACUUUUUCCCUGAACCAUUUUCACACCAACAGAUCC